ACUUAAAACUCUUAGGAGUACACACAAUUCCAUUCGAAAUCAUGGCUGAUCCGUCUGAGCUGUUCGUGAAGCACAAGAUUGUACCGGAUAUACUGGAUGUGGCACCACAGAAGCUGCUCAAGGUGACCUACUCGGGUGGCCUGGAGGUGAACUGUGGCAAUGAGUUGACACCCACACAGGUCAAAGGUGUGCCACAACUGGACUGGACAACAGAGCCAGAUGCACUGUACACGGUCUUGUUAACUGAUCCGGAUGCUCCUAGUCGCAAAGAGCCAAAGUUCCGGGAGUGGCAUCACUGGCUGGUGGUUAACGUGCCCGGCAAUCAGCUGGACAAAGGUGAUGUGCUUACAGCAUAUGUGGGAUCUGGUCCGCCACAGGGAACUGGCCUCCAUCGCUAUGUCUUCCUAGUAUUCAAGCAGCCGCAAAAGCUGUCCUGCAAUGAGCUUCAUAUACCCAAGACGAGCGGUGAAAGGCGUGGCAAAUUCAGCACUGCCAAAUUCGCAGCAAAGUACAAGCUGGGAAACUGCCUGGUCGGCAACUUCUUUCAGGCGCAGUAUGACGACUAUGUGCCCAAAUUGUACAAGCAACUGUCUGGCAAAAAAUGAAACAUUAUCAUUACAAUUAAACUCUCUUUGUUCUUCAGUUGAUUGUGCCUAAUUAGACAAUUAUAAUGGAAAUUAAUAACAUGCA
Drosophila innubila is the source of this 690-nucleotide messenger RNA. RefSeq names its product protein D2. The transcript has 2 exons. Lineage: Eukaryota; Metazoa; Arthropoda; Insecta; Diptera; Drosophilidae. The record is from RefSeq and is a predicted model, not a curated record. Bases 42 to 605 code for a protein of 187 amino acids.